CUCUCUCUCUCUUGGCCCUCCAAGUUCGAGGGCCAGAAAGGGUCACCUCACGCGGUACAACCAUUCCCCCAUAAAAGCCCUCUCGCCUCACCUCUCUCUCCACUCUAUCCGCCACUCCCGUUUUACCCUGCCCUAAUUCAUAAAUCUCUCUCUCGUGUUCGGAUCCAAGGAUCUCAAUUUUCAGGCUCCAUUGUCAUUAUUCAACUAUUUGAGGCCAAGGUCAUACUACAAGCUCCCGAAUCAAGCCCCCUUUCCAUGUGAGAGAGAAUGCCUGCUACCGAUUACCAAAGUUCCUCUGCUCACUUGGCUUCAUUUGGUCGUUCAAUUCUCAGUAUCGGGCGAAACGAGGUCCGGCCCAUGGACCCUAACCAUCAUGAACCCAGCUCAAGCCAAGAACAAGAACUCGAAGCCUUUCAGAGGCUUGUAUCAGAGAGACUCCAUGACCUAGCUACUACCCCGCAAGAAGACCUUCUCUCUAUCUCAUGGGUCCAGAAGCUCCUUGAUGCCUUCCUCUUUUGUCAAGAACAAUUCAGGCUAAUCCUCUUGAACCAUAGGGUUCAGGCCUCAAAACCGCCACUGGAUAGGUUAGCUGGUGAUUUCUUUGAACGAAGCGUAAAGGCCCUUGAUGUAUGCAAUGCCAUUAGAGAUGGGAUCGAGCAGGUUCGACAAUGGCAAAAGCACUUAGAAAUUGUGCUUUUGGCUCUUGACCCAAAUCAGAGGAUCAUAGGAGAGGGCCAAUUUAGAAGAGCAAAGAAGGCACUGACAGAUUUGGCCAUUGCUAUGCUCGAUGAGAAGGAAGCUGGCUCUGUGCUUGCACAGAGAAACCGAUCAUUUGGGAGGACCACCAAUAGGGAGCGGCAAACUGGUCAUUUCCGGUCCCUUUCAUGGAGCGUUUCUCGCUCAUGGUCAGCCGCUCGCCAGCUUCAAGCCCUAGGGAACAACGUGAACCCACCAAGAAACCAUGAGAUCAUGGCCACAAAUGGGCUGGCUGUUCCUGUGUACACCAUGAGCUCAGUGCUCUUGUUUGUGAUGUGGACUUUGGUGGCUGCAAUCCCUUGUCAAGACCGGGGCCUGCAAAUGCACUUCUCAUUCCCCCGUCACUUCUCUUGGGCCCCUGCACUCAUGUCUUUGCAUGAGCGAAUUGUUGACGAGUCGAAGAAGAGAGAUAGGCGAAACUCAAGUGGGUUGCUUAAAGAGAUUCAUGGGAUAGAGAAGUGCACUCGCCAUAUGACGGAAUUGGUGGAUUCUGUUCAUUUUCCUUUAUCAGAGGAGAGGGACCAAGAGGUGAGAUGUGAGGUUAAAGAAUUGGAUGUUGUUUGCACGGCCAUUAGAUAUGGACUGGACCCACUUGAACGCCAAGUGAGAGAGGCUUUUCACAGGAUUGUUAGGAGCCGGAGUGAGGUAAUGGAUUGCUUGGGCAGGCCUAGUGUGCCUGAAUGAUUAUUGGGUUACAUUGAGAGUUGGGGCAGUGUACAAUUUUGGUGAGUUGUUUAGUUUUUAGUUCAAGAUUUGCUUUUGCGGAUGGUGGGGUAAGGAAAAGAAAAAAAAGAAGAGUAAUUUGGGGUUGGGGCCUCUUCUCUCUCUCCGUGAAGAAGAAUAAGGGUUUUCAGUGAUCCAAUGGAAGCAGGUAGUGGGCACUUCUUUGUGUCUAUCUAUGUCUUGUACAAAGAGAAUCGGCGUUGGCUUGCAUCCAUUGGUGAUGGGGUUCGGCUUGUGUCUUUUCCCUGUAUUAUUCUCUUGAAUAUUCUGAGUAGUUAAUCUUAUACUUCAGGUUGAUUUUAUGAAUGCUGAUUCUGUCCAUGUGGAAUCCUUCUUCUUCUUUCUGUUUUUGACUCUUUGUUCUUCUUUUUCUUAUUUCUUGUAAUUUUUCUAAAUCUCUUUUGCAUGAUGAGCACAGCGUUUUUUGCUCAAUCUUUGUGUCAAUGUUCACUUGUUGACUGACUAUAUCCUAUUUGAGUAUCUAUCAAAGGAAUAAUUAUCUGUUGGAA
Amborella trichopoda is the source of this 1988-nucleotide messenger RNA. RefSeq names its product protein BYPASS1-LIKE. The record is from RefSeq and is a predicted model, not a curated record. NCBI's taxonomy places the organism in Eukaryota, Viridiplantae, Streptophyta, Magnoliopsida, Amborellales, Amborellaceae.